Molecule: messenger RNA, 327 nt
Organism: Prorocentrum cordatum
Lineage: Eukaryota; Dinophyceae; Prorocentrales; Prorocentraceae
Source: the annotation of a GenBank genome assembly
AUGCGCUGUCUGUCAGGUGGAGCCCGCAGGACGAGGACCGCCCGGCAGGCACGAGGUGCCUGGGCACCGGUGCGAGCGACGGCUCUGCACGGCGUGCGGGCGAGCAGGACAAGCAGCUCCAGAAAGCCACGCGUGUCUCAGCCAAUGGUAUUCAGCUUCGUCCUCCUCCUCCUCCUCCUCUUCCUCCUCCUCCCUCCUCCUCCUCGUGGCGCUGGAGCGCAGGUCAGCACAGUGACGCGGGGGUCUCCGACGGCGGCGGCGAUCUGGGGGUCGGCCGCGACGGGGACUUCGGACCUCGAACUGCACGGGCCCCAGGUCUCAGCCUGA